Messenger RNA from Nymphaea colorata (pocket water lily), 4410 nucleotides. RefSeq names its product tRNA ligase 1. The transcript is spliced from 27 exons. Lineage: Eukaryota; Viridiplantae; Streptophyta; Magnoliopsida; Nymphaeales; Nymphaeaceae. Gene Ontology annotation, biological process: tRNA splicing, via endonucleolytic cleavage and ligation. The coding region runs from base 290 to 3985 and encodes 1231 amino acids. The record is from RefSeq and is a predicted model, not a curated record. Gene Ontology annotation, molecular function: RNA ligase (ATP) activity.
AUAAAUGAAUGUGUUGAACUCAGAUGUUUCUUCCUCUUUGUGAGGAACGUCGGGAAGGAGGAGGAAGGUGGUUGCUCAUUGGGUGCUCAGAAAGAGCGAGGGUGAAGUUUAGUUUGGGAUUGGCUUUGUCCUCGUGCAAGCACCCGCCACCCGUCAUUUUUUAAAACGUAUCGUUACACCAUCUGCGAUACGCAGGGCUAGUCUCCGCCCCUCCCCACCACCGCCAUUGCCACUUCUUAGCGGCUAAAACCCCGCCGAGGGCCACGCAGCUUUCUUCUCCGCUUUCUUGAUGACGGCCUCUCAGAGGCUCUAUUCCACCAUCCUCACUCUCACUCUCUCUUCUUCAUCCUCCACCGCCAGGCCAUUCACUCCCCUCCUUUCGAGAACCUUCUUCUCCUUCUCUCUCUCGCGCUCUGCUUCUUCCCUUACGUUCGCCAAUCCCGCGAUGGUUAAUACUCGGAGGCGAGGUGGCAGAAGAGAACAGCAGUGGAAACAGAAGCCUAAAAACGUAGGAUCUUCGAGCGUUAAAGUUGAUGGCUCUUCUGAAGAAGUUAGGCACGAUCUUGGGAAGCUCCAUCUUUCUGAUAAUCGUGGACUGGCGGCUGACAGAAAUGCCGAGUUCGUGGAUGGCCACAACGGUUCUGUUUCUUUUGCCGGCUCCAAUGGCCAACCGUCAUGCGAUCCUGUUGGUUCGCAAUCUCCAACAAGUCCUCCUGUUUCACCAAUUCAGUUUGGAGGUACCCGUCUGGUGGAGCAGCCUUCCUUGAAAUCGCAGAUGGCAGUAUGGAAACCCAAGGGUUAUGCUACGAGCAGAGGAAUUGAAACUUCAGAAGCGAUUGCAAAAGAGGCAGCAGAUACGCGUAUUACCAACAAGAAUGAAACUUCUUCUGAAAGUAACAGCGGAUUGAGCGGAAUCUUUGUUAGCAAAACAGCCAAAAUAAAGCUUCCCCUUGGAGUAGAUUUUAAUGUGGACAAUGCCACGUAUUCGGAAGCUCAAAUACGAGCUACCUUUUAUCCGAAAUUUGAGAAUGAGAAAUCUGACCAAGAGAUUAGAACAAGAAUGAUAGAGAUGGUUUCUAAAGGACUGGCAACUUUGGAGGUGUCACUCAAACAUUCUGGUUCACUUUUCAUGUAUGCUGGGCAUGAGGGUGGAGCUUAUGCCAAGAACAGCUACGGGAAUAUAUAUACUGCUGUUGGUGUUUUUGUCCUUGGCCGCAUGUUUGUGGAGGCAUGGGGCGCCCAGGCAAACAAGAAGCAAAAGGAGUUCAGAGAAUUUCUUGAGAAAAAUCGUAUAUGCAUUUCAAUGGAGCUGGUGACAGCUGUUCUGGGUGAUCAUGGGCAACGUCCUCUUGAUGAUUAUGUGGUAGUGACAGCUGUAACAGAUUUAGGCAAGGGAAAGCCAAAGUUCUACUCCACGCCUGAUUUGAUUUCUUUUUGUAGGAAAUGGCGGUUACCUACAAACCAUGUUUGGUUAUUCUCAACAAGGAAAUCCGUGACUUCCUUCUUUGCGGCUUACGAUGCAUUGUGUGAAGAGGGAACAGCCACACCUGUGUGCAGGGCACUUGAUGAGGUUGCAGAUGUAUCUGUACCAGGAUCCAAAGAUCAUGUGAAGGUACAAGGCGAGAUUUUGGAGGGUUUAGUAGCUCGCAUAGUUAGCCACAAGAGUACAGAACACAUGAAAAAGGUCCUUUGUGAUUAUCCACCUCCACCUCUUGAUGGAGUUGGCCUUGAGGCGGGUUUGAACUUGCGGGAAAUAUGCACAGCCAAUAGGACAAGUGAGCAACAGCAAAUAAAAGCCCUUCUUCAGAGUGUUGGCAUUGCCAUGUGCCCAGAUUACUUAGAUUGGUUUGGAGUUGAGGAUAUUGAUAGUCGUUCAAGAAAUGCAGACCGUUCUGUUCUUUCCAAAUUCUUGCAAGCUCAUCCAACAGACUAUCCCACACUAAAACUACAGGAGAUGAUCCGUUUAAUGAAAAUAAAGCGUUUCCCAUCUGCUUUCAAAUGUUACUGUAACUUUCACAAGCUCUCGUCUAUAUCAAAGGACAAUCUUUACUUGAAGAUGGUCAUCCAUGUACAGAGUGACUCUGCUUUCCGCCGAUACCAGAGGGAGAUGAGGGAAAAUCCAGGGUUGUGGCCUCUAUAUAGAGGUUUCUUUUUAGAUAUUAAUUUGUUCAAAGUGAACAAAGAAACUGCAGCUGAAAUGUCAAGGGAUACAUACUCGUCAAUGAAAAACAUGAAUGGUGGUUCUGAUUCAAAUGAACUUGAUGGAUUAGCUGAUGAAGAUGCAAAUUUGAUGAUCAAGCUGAAGUUUUUAACUUAUAAGUUGCGGACUUUUCUUAUACGCAAUGGCUUGUCUACACUUUUCAAAGAAGGCCCAACUGCCUACAAAGCCUACUACCUGAGGCAAAUGAAGAAUUGGGGCACAUCACAUGGGAAACAAAAGGAACUUAGCAAAAUGUUGGACGAGUGGGCUGUCCAUAUUCGAAGAAAGAUGGGUCGCAAACAGUUGCCUUCUUCUGUGUACCUUUCAGAAGCUGAGCCAUUCCUUGAGGCGUAUGCAAAGAGGAACCCAGAGAAUCAGGCUCUUAUAGGAUCUGCUGGAAGCAUGGUAAGAUCUGAGGACUUCCUGGCUAUUGUUGAAGGAGGCCAUGACGAAGAAGGUAUACUCGUACCUGAGAUUGAGGAGGCCUCUCUUAGCCCUAGUCCUACUGUUAAGGAUGUGAUCCCAAAGGAUGAAGGCCUUAUUAUCUUCUUUCCAGGAAUCCCUGGCUGUGCUAAGUCUGCCCUUUGCAAGGAAAUAUUGAGUGCCCCUGGUGGUCUUGGUGAUGAGCGCCCCAUCCACAGUCUAAUGGGUGAUCUUAUCAAAGGAAGGUACUGGCAGAAAGUUGCUGAUGAGCGAAGGAAAAAGCCGUUAGCCAUAACGCUUGCAGACAAAAAUGCACCAAAUGAAGAAGUUUGGAGGCAGAUUGAGGGAAUGUGUAGGAGUACAAGGGCUAGUGCUGUGCCCGUUGUUCCCGAUUCUGAAGGAACUGUUUCAAAUCCAUUUUCUCUUGAAGCUUUAGCUGUUUUUAUAUUCCGCGUGCUUAACAGAGUUAACCAUCCGGGUAAUCUGGAUAAGGCUUCACCAAAUGCAGGUUAUGUGCUGCUUAUGUUUUACAAUUUGUAUGAGGGGAAGGACCGCAGGGAAUUUGAGAAUGAUUUGGCUGAGCGAUUUGGUGCCUUAGUCAAGAUGCCACUGCUCCAGCCAGAUCGGGCUCCUUUGCCUGAUCCAGUUAGGAGUGUGCUUGAAGAAGGCUUAGAUCUCUACAAGCUUCAUACAAGUACACACGGAAGACUGGAUUCAACAAAAGGAAGAUAUGCAACAGACUGGGCUAGAUGGGAAAAAGAGUUGCGGGAGACAUUGUUUGCAAAUGCUGAGUAUCUUAAUGCUAUUCAGGUUCCAUUUGAUUAUGCUGUCAAGCAAGUGUUGGAACAACUCCGGGCUGUUGUGAAGGGUGAACAUACGACACCAGGCACAGAGAAGAGAAAGUUCGGAAAUAUUGUUUUUGCUGCAAUUACCCUUCCUGUAGAAGAAAUCAAGGCCUGCCUUGGCGAGUUGGCAAAGAAGCACCAAAAAGUGAAGAAGUUCUUGCAGGACAAAAACUUGGAAAAGACCCUUACAAAGGCUCAUGUGACUCUAGCUCAUAAGCGUAGCCACGGGGUCACUUCUGUAGCUAGUUACGGCAUAUUUCUUAACCAGAAAGUCCCUGUUGAUUUCACUGCCCUAUUGUUCUCCCAGAAUCUGGCAGCACUUGAAGCGCAAAUUGGGUCUAUUGAUGGUGAGAAGGUCGCCUCUAAAAAUGAGUGGGCACAUGUCACACUAUGGGCAGGAAAUGGUGCAUCUGCAAAAGACGCCAACAUGCUGUCCCAGUUGGUACUGAAAGGGGAGGCAGCUCGUGUAGAUUUUCACAAACCAGUUUCCGUAUCAGGGGUGGUGGACUUCUACUGAUAUCUUUUCUUCAGUUUCUUCGGUCAAAGUUAGCACGCAACUGCCAAGUUAUGUGGGUUGAUCGCCAACAUCAAAUGCCUCAUUGGAAUGGAGCCGUUGUAUCAUCUUUAAAUUGCGUGGUCCAGAGCCGCCCUUCAGAAUAAAUUUUUAAUUUGUCGUCACACGAAAGGUAAUUUCUUGGAGAGAAAUUGCUAAAAUUUUGUUAGGUUAUUGGAGGAACCCUGUGGUCCCUUGUUGUCGGAGUUCCGCUUCACGUCAAUUCGUUGAGGCCUUUUCUUCUCUUCGAGAGAGAAUGCCUGGUUGUAAGCGCUGUAUGCUUGUGAAAAUUGGUGGAAUAUUUGCAAGGCACUGUUCUGUUUUCCUUUAUUUUGGAUGGCUUUGUAAUAAAGAACUUGAUGAUUGGCAGAGAGUUUAAUUUUUCUUCU